Molecule: messenger RNA, 276 nt
Organism: Cylicocyclus nassatus
Lineage: Eukaryota; Metazoa; Nematoda; Chromadorea; Rhabditida; Strongylidae
Source: the annotation of a GenBank genome assembly
AUGUAUCGUCUGUACUUCAUACUUUGCAUUUUGUAUAAAGACGCUGCAUCCUACAACUGCCUUGAGAAAAACCUCAAAAACAGCGUUAGAGAAAAUUUGAAGAAAGAACUCGAAAAGGUUAAUGCUGAGUACGUUUGCGAAAUAGAGUACGAACUUGCUGAUGACAUCGCAUUAUACGCUAUGGGUCACCCUAGAUAUGAAAAAGAGAUGAAAAAAUUAGUAAAAUUUGUGAAAAGUUUUGAGCGAUUUUUCUUCAAAGUGAAACGCUUUGAGUGA